This is a messenger RNA of Paramacrobiotus metropolitanus, 1866 nucleotides long. RefSeq lists its product as uncharacterized. NCBI's taxonomy places the organism in Eukaryota, Metazoa, Tardigrada, Eutardigrada, Parachela, Macrobiotidae. The record is from RefSeq and is a predicted model, not a curated record. The coding region runs from base 918 to 1640 and encodes 240 amino acids. The transcript is spliced from 2 exons.
CUGUACGAUCAUGUUUGUGCUAGAAACUGUGAAAUCAUCGUUGUUAUUAAGGGUCUUAUGACUUUUCGCCUAAAUUUAUCUCUGUAUUACGCAGAAGCGAAAUUGCUGUUAAUUGGCAGCAUCAGGUGUGUAUAUUACGCGCAAUUACCCCGCUGUAUUUAGAUCCGCGGUAAAGUGAUCUCAGCCUCUUAGCUGCAGCGGAAAUGAAUUACCGCUGGAUACAAUGCAGGCGGGGGAAUCGCUGUUAUUAAUCGCUCCACUGAAUGCCACAGCAGAUCGAUGGAUACGCGCAGCGGCGCGCAAGUGUAUACAUGCAUUAUGGCCUUGGGAUAGAAAAAACCGGCCUGCCGCACACACCGUAUGGACCGGGAUAAUUCGAUUAGACAGCUUUUUCCGGGAGAACGUGGUAUAUAGAUGUGUUAUUCUGCGGCUGUGGCGCGCGCACUGAGUCGAUAACGACAAACACUCCUCUGUGUAAAUACCCGUAUGAACCCGGUGCGUCAAUUUGUGAUCAGUUUUUCCCGCGCACGGUUGUCCACUGCACAGUCAUACUUGUACCGCGUAUAACCGGGUUUAAUAGAUAAAUCAAUAUGAAUUGGCUUGAUCGACGGGAAGAUGUCAGCGUACUGUUGUUCCUGUUAACCGCUGCAUGCGUUGAUGGACUGAUUCACACGUGUUGAGAUACUUCGCGGAAACUGGUGCGGGAUUUAUGUCCUGGUGCUGCGUGUUGGAGACUGGAGUGCAGGUUAUUAGCGCAGAUUUGUGGCAGCUCUUUGUCUCGUCGGUGAUUCUGUGUCGACAAUUAAAGAAAAUGCCAAAUGAUGGAUUGGGAGCGCAGCGGAAUGCAUGCAACCAUUUGCCGGCUUUUAUGUGCUAGCUUAUAUGCGAUUAGCCGAUGGUUCUUAUAACACGGCAUUAUGAAGCAAAACGCCGAUAUAAUGGCGGUGGAGAAUAAUAAGAGCGAAUGGGUUUGUAAAAAUAUGGAAUGCUGUGAAUUGUAUUCAUUUGUUAUUGGGAUUUGCCAAAUGAUUGGUGGAGUGUCUAUUGCUGGAAUGGCUGCAACAGCGGCUCUCUGGCUUCCCUAUACGGAAUUCUACGCGGUACACGCGGCGCUCUCUCUCAUUGGCCUUCUCUGCUUCUUCGCCGGCAUCUUCUCCAUCAUCUCCGCCCUGCAUCCGCCAGAUGCGGCCCGCGUACCCCGCAGUGUCCGCUUACAGCUGAUCACCAGCAUCGUCUCCAUCCUGGCUUUACUGGCCACCUUUCUCGGCAUCAUGAUCCACUCCGGCUAUGCGAUCACCUUCCCGGAUUACGUGCUCCCGAUGAUUGACAAGCGGAUGCCGGAAACGGAGGAUCCGCGGAAGCGCUACCUCCGCGACAUCUACAUCGCCCUGACCGUGGUGUGCGUGGUGCUGGCACCGCUCCUGGCCUUGACCGCGGUGUUGGCCGUUGCCAUUGGCUUCAAGAUUGAUGAUGAUGUGUAUGAGCGGAAGAGCGCGGAGGAACGGGAAGAGAUGCGGCUGAUAAAUAAGAAGGGCGGCAUGCAGAGGCUGACGGUGGAGAACUACACCAACGGCGGCCGAUUGUGUCCGGCUGGAAUGGCCCCGGAGAGAUCAUCCAUUUCGGCUUACGAGUCUUUCUGAUCGCUUUCUAUAUUUCUGGUCAAUUGUUUCCAAAUCGUUCUUUGGGUAUCGGAUUAAUUUUCAGUUUAUCGUUGUCGAGUUUCGAGUACCUUUUUUUGACAGAGAACGUCAUAGUUGUUCGACUGAGUGUAAAGUGGAUUCCGCAGAUCAUCUAAGCGGAAGCAAAGUACAGUAUGAGCAUACCUUACGCGACAUUUCCUUCGCUGGUUGCACAAUCGAAGGUAAA